Messenger RNA from Trachymyrmex septentrionalis, 4055 nucleotides. It is a transcript of the gene Calx, whose product is annotated as sodium/calcium exchanger 2. Gene Ontology annotation, molecular function: calcium:sodium antiporter activity. The transcript has 9 exons. Gene Ontology annotation, biological process: cell communication; calcium ion import across plasma membrane; sodium ion transmembrane transport. Gene Ontology annotation, cellular component: sarcolemma; axon; postsynapse. The record is from RefSeq and is a predicted model, not a curated record. Lineage: Eukaryota; Metazoa; Arthropoda; Insecta; Hymenoptera; Formicidae. Bases 911 to 3526 code for a protein of 871 amino acids.
CGGCCCGGUACGGUUCUGUUACCCCGUCGUGUCAGAGGGUCCGCUUUCGUGAUGGGAGCUCACUGCCGCGGUAAUAUCGGUGGGAGCCAUCGGUAGCCGAUUUCCAACGCCGAUAUACCAUUCUCAGUGUUAUCCGUGUGGUACUAGCCUUGCCUUUCCGGGGGUGCGAGCGGGCGUGCGUAAAGAGAGGGGUGUAAAGAGCAGGGCGGGAGUGCGUGAGUGCAGGGGAGGACAGGGCAGUGACACACAGACAAAAAUACUCCAAGGCCAAUUUGAUACGGGGAUUUGAUACGAUGCCGAAGACUUGAUUAGAAAACGAAAUUAGUCAGUGUGAGAGAGCUGAGGGAAAAAUUAGCUGGUACAAAAUUCCAGCUCGAUGGUAUUAUCGUUGUUGCCCGCGACUGGGGUAGUUCCGAGACGUCAUCGCCCUUCUUUCAGUAAAAACAAACACGCCUGCAUCGCAUGCGGAAGAUUGGAUUCGUUUACGCUUUCCGCACGUUAGAGGUGAAUAUCGGUUCGCAAUUGACGGUAGUCAAUGUUGAUGUAAUAGAGAGUAAAAUUUAUGCAAGGGAAACGUAAUAAAUGGAAGAACAUAGUCUUUUAGAAGUCUGAUUAUUUAUCUCGAGGCUCGGGGAAAAAAAGAAAAAAAGAAAAAAAAAAUAGAAAUCUGUUUUGCUUCUCGUCCUUUCCCUCGAAAGGCAAAUAAAUUUUUAAAAUUUUCAUCCCCCGGAAACGAGUCGCGAGUCAAGAUAACGCCGCGGGAAGAUCGCCCUGAAUCAGUCCGAAUGAAGAACGAGAUUUUUCCACGCGGAGUUUUAUUCCCGAAGAGACGGCAAGUAACUUGCUGAAAGAAAGUUACCGCGUCAAGCGUUCCAGCCGUAUACAACUUUUGACAUACAAUUCUGACAAUAUGUCUGGGAACUACUCGUUGCGCUGCGAGCCGGGCCUAGUGAUACCGCUCUGGCGUCCGGAGAACAACUUGCAUCUAAUCGACAUCAUCUUCCGGGGUCUGGUGUACUUUUUUUUGCUGUUAUACCUGUUCAUCGGCGUGUCGAUCAUCAGCGAUCGUUUUAUGGCUGCCAUCGAGGUGAUCACGUCCAAGGAGAAAGAAUUGGUGGUGCGUCGUCAUGGAAGGGAGCCGCAGAUCAUCGUGGUGCGAGUGUGGAAUGAAACGGUAGCCAAUCUGACUUUAAUGGCGCUCGGUAGUAGUGCUCCUGAGAUCUUGCUGUCCAUCAUUGAAAUUUGGGCGAAGAACUUUCAAGCGGGUGAGCUGGGCCCGGGCACGAUCGUUGGCUCCGCCGCUUACAAUCUCUUUGUUAUCAUUUCCUUGUGCGUCUUUGUGAUUCCCAAUGGCGAGACCCGGAAGAUAAAACACCUGCGCGUUUUCUUCGUCACCGCCACUUGGAGCAUCUUCGCCUACGUAUGGCUCUACGUUAUCCUGGCGGUUUCCAGUCCCGGUGUACUGGAGAUCUGGGAAGGCAUCUUGACCUUCGCCUUCUUCCCAGCCACAGUAUUGACGGCUUACGUUGCUGAUCGACGACUGUUGAUUUACAAGUAUCUGCACAAAGGUUACCGAAUGAACAAGCGGGGUGUAAUCGUGCAGGCGGAGGCUGGGGAUUCCGAGAUGGGGGUGGAGCUGGAGAUCAAGCCUCAGCAAGAUGGUUUUCACGGCAUGGUGGACCGCCUAGCCGACGGCGAUUCCCCCGAAGCGAAAGAGUUCGAGCAAACUCGCCGAGAUUACAUCAAUACGUUAAAGGAAUUGCGUAAAAAGUACCCUACUUUGGCUCUGGAACAAUUGGAAGUCAUGGCUCACGAGGAGGUGUUGGGAAAAGGUCCUAAGAGCAGGGCCUUUUACAGGGUGCAGGCUACGAGGAAGAUGGUAGGCGCGGGCAACCUCAGCAGGAAGAUCAGCGAAAGAGCGCAGAGCGACCUUAGCGAGGUCAAGGCCGAGUUGCAGAAAGCUGAAGCGGAGAGUAUCGAUAUCGAACAUGUCAACGCCAUGAGAGUAUUUUUCGAACCUGGUCAUUAUACUGUGAUGGAGAACGUUGGGAGCUUUGAAGUGGGCGUUUCCAGGGCUGGAGGUGAUCUCAGCAGACCCUGCACUGUAGAUUACUGCACCGAAGAUGGCUCCGCUGAAGCGGGAUCUGAUUAUGUGAGUGCCAAGGGCACUCUGACUUUUGAGCCUGGCGAGACCAUGAAGACUAUCAAGCUUUCAGUUAUCGAUGACGAGUUGUUCGAGGAGGAUGAACAUUUUUACGUGAGGCUUAGUAAUGUAUCACAACCAGCAAUGCUUGUCUCGCCGAGCUUGGCAACGGUAAUGAUUCUGGAUGACGAUCACAGCGGCAUUUUUGGGUUUCCCGAGAGAGAUGUAGAACUAGUGGAGAGCGUGGGUCAGCAUCCUCUGCGGGUAGUGCGCUAUAGUGGGGCCCGAGGUCGCGUUAUUAUCCCUUAUCGUACUAUGGAGGGCACUGCGAAGCCUGGCAAGCAAUAUGUGCAUACCGAAGGCAGCUUGACGUUUGAGGAUAAUCAGACAGAAAAAGUUAUCAACCUGGAAAUUAUCGAAGAGGACUCCUAUGAGAAGGAUGCUCUUUUCUAUGUCGAAUUGGGCGAGCCGGUGCUGCAAGGAGCGGAAGCAGGAAUCGCUGCAGCGGCGGAGCUGAAGCAGCCGGAGGAAAGAACGGAAGAGGAGAAAAUGGCACUGUUGGGCAGACCGCGCUUAGGUGAAGUGUUCCGAGCGCAAAUCAGGAUUAAAGAAUCCAAGGAGUUCAAGAACACUGUGGAUAAACUUGUCCAGCGAGCAAAUGCCUCCAUAAUACUCGGCACAAGUUCAUGGAAAGAACAAUUCAUGGAAGCGCUGACCGUCAGUAGGGGUGAUGAAGAUGACGCUGAGGGUGAAAACGGUCAACCUUCCUCACCAUCCGUAAUGGAUUAUCUUAUGCACUUUCUUACCAUCUUCUGGAAGGUUCUUUUUGCCUUCGUUCCACCCACAGAUAUCGCCGGCGGUUAUUUGUGCUUUAUCGUCAGCAUUCUGGGGAUUGGCGUGGUCACGGCGAUAAUCGGCGACGUUGCCUCGUAUUUCGGUUGUACUUUGGGCAUCAAGGAUUCCGUCACCGCGAUUGUUUUCGUCGCCCUCGGUACCAGCAUUCCCGACACGUUCGCGAGCAAAGUGGCCGCCUGUCAGGACAAGUAUGCCGACGCGAGUGUGGGCAAUGUGACUGGAAGUAACGCGGUAAACGUCUUCCUGGGAAUCGGCGUCGCGUGGAGUAUCGCCGCCAUUUACCGUGCUUGCCACAGCGAACCGUUCCUUGUCGAACCUGGCAAUUUGGCCUUCUCCGUCACCUUGUUCUGUAGCGAGGCUUGCUUCGUGAUCGUGGUGCUGUUGGUGAGACGAGUCAAGUCGAUCGGCGGUGAAUUGGGCGGACCUUUUAUACCAAAGCUCAUCACGUCCGUGUUCCUGUUCUCCCUUUGGCUGCUCUACCUCAUCAUGUCCACCCUUGAGGCCUACGGCGUGAUCCAGGGUUUCUAAACCAAGGCCAAUGCGACGCCAUGUCGGCCUAUCCACUACGUAUAUCUUAGCUCUGGCGUCCGCCAAGGCACGUGCUCAACGAAAUUAUUAACCGGACACAGAAGCGGUCUCGGGACGAUACGAUUUCGCGAAGAACGAACUUUAAUUGUGCCGGAAACUCACAUAAGUUCAUCCUCUGAGACGAUUAACAACGAACAUGUCGCGUGACGUAUUAAAUGGAUAUGUGUAUGUAUAUGUAUGCAUGUAUAGGUAUCUGAGAACAUGGGAGUGCUUGCGAGAAAGAGAGAGAGAGAGAGAGAGAGAGAGUGUAUGUGUGUGUGUGUGUGUGUCCAGUAAAGAGAAGAAAGCAAAUCGAUGGAGAGAAGGACAAGCGACGAAGGGAAAAGAAAAAACUAAGAAGAGAAGUGCGCGUGCGAGAAAAAAAUGUGAGCUUGCCUUAAAAUAAUUCAAAGGAAGAAAGAAGUAAGUGCGUUCUAGUCAUGUCAUAUUCCCCGCAAAAGAAAACAUUUGGCUGUUAUAAAAAAAAAAA